AUGAAUCGUAUUGUUUUAACAUUAUGUCUGUUUUCGCGAGUGAUUUAUAGUUCUAACUCUGAAGAUCAUGUGGACUUUCAUACAGCAACAAGACAGCCUAGAUCGCCAGCAGUGCCUUCAGAAGAUGGAUAUGUGUUUAAUCAAUUUAGUGAUAGUUCGGGAAUGUAUGCUAUGUUUGCUAGUGAAAACACAAAACACAACCCAUAUACCGGUUUGGAUCUUUUCGAAUUUAAAUCUUCCGACAAAUUAGGACUUGACACGCCACAUUAUUCCGAUAUUUCGAGUUUACCUGACAUUGUACAUGACAGUAUACCAACACACACUGUAAGUCCAUUAACUUACGAUACAAAUUAUGAAAUAUCAAAAGCUAAGUCGGAUGCCAAGUAUGCCGAAUUGGCUAACAAAUAUACGCCGCUAGACUUUAAAUCGGAUGGAAUGAUGCAAAAUUUAAAAUCAAUGAUGCAUUACGCCCCACCCGAGCACGAUACGAAAGACUCAUUCUCCUCAUACGAGAUCCACACGGAUUAUCACAAUGAUGACGAUGACGUAAGAUCGAGCGGCAGAACUAUGUACGAUAAUUACUGGCCUCACAUUUACCACAGCCCUUACGAAUAUGAGUAUAAAAAGGGGAUAUCUGAUUUGGAAAAAGCUAAAGAUAAGCGUUAUGUUGACGAAUCAUUAAUAGUAAAGCCCGUAUAUGAACAUAUUGACAACGAUAUUCCAAGUAUUGACACAGAACAACUUCAUAUUGAAACCUCCACUGAUAAUCCUAUAGGUGGUAACGGACCAUUCUUCUCGUUUGUAUUGAAUGAUUAUUUUGACAGGAAUAAAGAUGAAGAUCCAAUUUCUUUUAAAGGAAUAGAUGUAGACUGGGGAAAAGAGUUUGACCACGAAAGCUAUAGACCAUCAGUAGAAGACGUUUUGAACUCACAAAGAGAACGUCGAUUACAGAACAAUUAUGUUACACCAUUGACCCAAUGGUUAACUACGGCACGACCGCUAUACAUGCAUGCCAGGCCAAUUGACUCUGAAAACACAGGUAAAGGAGGAGAUACAAGGUCCCCGAACACGAUGAUACCUUUUACAAAGUUCCAUUUGCCUAUACAUGGCCCGUUAGAUGAGAGUUCUCCAAGUAUCCCACACUCUAAUAACUAUUUAACCUCAGUACAAGGUUUACAGAAAGACGAAGGUAUGAAUAAAAAUCAUGAUUCUGAAAAACGCAACAUUGGUAAAAAUAGCUAUUCAAAUGAUAAAACAGGUUAUAAUGCCAAUGAGCAUAAAUACGAAGGAUUCAAAGAUUUUCUAGACAGUUUUGCCAAUAAAUUUGGUUCAGAGGAUCACAAGAAAGAUGCUAGUUAUGAGAAGGAGAAUAAUGAAAAUAAGGGUCAAAAGAAAAAAGGCUUUCAUAGAAUAUAUCAUAAGGAUGAGUUUCAAGAGGAUAAUGAGUUUUAUGAUGAUUCUAAUAAUGCGUCGAAGGCGAAAGAGAAGGGGAAGUCUAAAGUGCAUAUUGGAGGGUCUGAGGCAUUUUUACGUUCUCAAGCGUUAGGAAGCGCUCAAAAUGCAGAAAACUCCAUAAGAAAAUCUGGAAAUAUGGGAGAUGGAAAGUUUGAAAAUGAUUAUAAAGUUCAUGAUGGGUCCAAUACCAAAGGAAAUAAGUUUGUCAAGUUCAUAGACGUGGCUAAACAAGCCGCUAAAAGUAACAAUGCUGAUUACUUAGACACAUAUCGAGCAUGA
Arctia plantaginis is the source of this 1734-nucleotide messenger RNA. The record is from the annotation of a GenBank genome assembly. Lineage: Eukaryota; Metazoa; Arthropoda; Insecta; Lepidoptera; Erebidae.